CUGAAUGGAUCACAUCACUUGAGAGUCUGUCGGUGGGAGAUAUGAGUUUUCAUAUUGCCUGAUCAUAUGGCAAGGAACUUCGAUAAGCUAUAAUGUUUGACGUCUCCCAAUGAAUCCAGCUCAGCCUUUGUCAGUUGACUCAUGUAUGGGUACAGCAAGCUAGUUGGUGCUUGGAUCCCGCUCUGGCUUCCCAGCUCGUCCCUCUCGAUCUCGAUUUUAUUAGUAUUGUGCUCGAGUAUUACAUCUACGACUUUUGGUUACGAUGGCUUGGCAAUGAUGAACGGCCUCAAUAUCCUCCCGUCAUAUCUCAAUUACUUCCAUCUAACUCCCGCAACCACUGGUUUGAAUACUGCUUCGCUCUGGAUCGGAGGGUGCAUCGCAGGAGUCACUUGGGGCAAAGUGACUGAUUUAAUUGGACGCAGGCCCGCAUUGUUUUGGGCCGCAGUCCUCACUCUAAUCGCCGUGGUACUGCAGACGGCUGCUCAGAACAUUGCCAUGUUCGUCAUUGCGAGGAUCAUUUUGGGCUUUGGAACCUCUGCGUCGGGUCUUACUGGUCCCGCAUAUCUGGCGGAAACACUUCCACUUCAUUGGCGUGGGUGGGGACUGGGCAUAUUCAACGACUUCUAUUACGUGGGCGGUCUUAUCGCGGCGGGAAUUACCUACCGCACCUCGUUCAUUGAUUCCACCUGGGCAUGGCGUAUACCUUCUGUCAUCCAGGGUGUUUUCAGCAUUCUAUGCAUCGUCAUCAUUCCCUUCGUCCCCGAAUCUCCCAGAUGGCUAUUAUUCCACGGCCGUCGUGGAGAAGCUCACAAUGUGCUUGCCCAAACUUACUCUGAUGGUGAUUUGACAAGCCACAUUGUUCUGGUUCAGCUCAAAGAGAUUGAGGAUACGUUCGAGUAUGAAAAGAAUGCUGGGGAGACUCUGUCUGUAACCCAGAUCUUUCGAACGAGGACUGCCCGGAAACGAGUGUUGUUAGCGGUCUCGGCUGCUGUGUUUAGCACCAUCGCAGGAAACGUCAUUGCCUCGUACUAUCUCGGGACGAUGUUAACGAAUGCUGGUAUAAGCAGCACAACAAAACAACUCCAAAUUAACAUCAUCCUUAACGCGUUCUGCCUGGUCUGCUCCGUAUUCGGGACGUACUUCAUUGAUAGAUGGGGCCGCAAAACGAUUGCAGCCCUCAGCACAAUGCUCUUAACCAUCUUCUUGUUCCUGGUUGGUGCUUUAACAAAAGUAUUUGGAAAUUCGAGCAAUACUUCUGGCGUGUAUGGUACUGUGGCGGUGAUCUUUUUAUUCCAAGGCGCGUACAGCAUCGGAUGGACACCAGUCCUCUAUCUCUACCCCCCGGAAGUACUGAACUACCCUAUUCGUGCCAACGGCAUGGGCGUGUUUCAAUUCUUCCUCAAUGGUGCCGCCUUGCUCAUAGUGUUCACCAUGCCCGUCGCACAGGCCAGCAUCGGAUGGAAGACGUACAUGAUAAACGGAGCAUGGGAUAUUGUAAUGCUGAUCGCGAUUUUGUAUUACUGGAUCGAGACCAAGGGAAAGACGUUGGAGGAGAUUGAUGAACUGAUCGAGGGGAAGAAACACAGCGAGGUACCGGAUUUGGAGAAAAUUAUACGGGGAGGAGAGGUUCAGUAUGAGUAUGGAGCUCAAGAGGUUGAGAAGGAGUAGUCCAUUAAGUGAAUUACACAGUCUAGGGCAUGCUGUACUCUCAAUAAGCACGGGUCUUCCGCUCCUAACCAAAGUCUAACUGACCAUUACCCUGCUACUACCCGGAUCAUACCUACAAGGUCAUAGAACUCCACUGUUUAACCCAGG
Lentinula edodes (shiitake mushroom) is the source of this 1815-nucleotide messenger RNA. RefSeq names its product MFS sugar transporter-like protein. Gene Ontology annotation, cellular component: membrane. Gene Ontology annotation, molecular function: carbohydrate:proton symporter activity. The transcript is spliced from 8 exons. The record is from RefSeq and is a predicted model, not a curated record. NCBI's taxonomy places the organism in Eukaryota, Fungi, Basidiomycota, Agaricomycetes, Agaricales, Omphalotaceae. Gene Ontology annotation, biological process: carbohydrate transport; transmembrane transport. The coding region runs from base 142 to 1668 and encodes 508 amino acids.